AUGGAAUCAGGGCCUGCACAAGCAUGGCCGCCAAGGACGCAAGGCGAGGCAAGCCCCGAGCUCAAGGCCAGAGAAGACCCGCCGGUUCGCCGGAACCAAGGGUCACUCACCUUGAGCCAUGCUUCUUCGGGCAAGCUCCGGGAAGCCGGAGCGGGUCAAGAGAGGACAAGCAUCAACUCGAGCGGGACGAGCACCAAAAGUGGUGGCAAUGGUGGUAACUCUCCAGCUCCGCCGGUUUCGGUUUCAACCGUACCUGUCCAAAAGGUGCCUCGCCAGCGGAGUCCAUGGAAGGUAAUGCUGGCACGGAUAUCGAGACUAUGUGGGAUCCUCGUGGAUCACAAGAUCUUCGUUUUCGUCAGCACUCUUAUCACUGUGUGGGCACUGAUGGGUGAUGACCUGAAGCUGCUCUGCACGAACAAACCCGUCGACGAUAUCUUCGACGGUUUAGUUGUCUUCUGCAUCGUUUUUUUCUCUCUGGAAUGUCUCGCGUCGUGUUUAGGGAAAGACGACUAUUUUGGCAGCUUCUUCUUCAUCCUGGACGUGAUCUCCACCGGAACUUUGUUCAUGGAUCUCACCACCGUGAGCUGGACGCGUUUGGGAACAGGGUUCAUCGAAGACCAGCUAAGCCAAGGGCAUGCGAGCUGCAAAGGGUGGCAAGGUUAUUUGUACAGCUCGGAAACCUUAAAGAGCAGGUACUGUUCAUCGACACCAGAAUAA
Molecule: messenger RNA, 717 nt
Organism: Symbiodinium sp. CCMP2592
Lineage: Eukaryota; Dinophyceae; Suessiales; Symbiodiniaceae
Source: the annotation of a GenBank genome assembly